Messenger RNA from Mus musculus (house mouse), 4940 nucleotides. It is a transcript of the gene Lrch1, whose product is annotated as leucine-rich repeats and calponin homology (CH) domain containing 1. The transcript is spliced from 21 exons. The coding region runs from base 45 to 2582 and encodes 845 amino acids. The record is from RefSeq and is a predicted model, not a curated record. NCBI's taxonomy places the organism in Eukaryota, Metazoa, Chordata, Mammalia, Rodentia, Muridae. Gene Ontology annotation, cellular component: cytoplasm.
UGUGUAAACUACAAGGGGUCGGGCUGGAGAGAAAGUCACCCAGAAUGUGCAUCCAGUUCCAGCCAGCUUCGGGGGUGGAGCGCCAACAAGCUGCGGAGGAGGAGCGGCGGGCGGGGGCGCGAGCACGAGCAGACACAGGCGCGCCACCGCUGCCGUCGCUGCCGCCGCCGCAGCCCUUGGCUCCCCCGGCUGGAAACCUUGGCGAUCGAACUGCUGCCUCCACCUCUGCGCCGCUUGCCGCCCCUCCCGCAGUCCCGCGGCUUUCGAGGGAGCGCUGCGGGGACUCGGGACCGCCGGGGAAACCUGUGACCCCGCGCAGGAGCGGCGGGGCGGGGGACCGGGAGAAGAUGGCGACGCCGGGAAGCGAACCCCAAGCUUUCGCGCCCGCUCUCUCGGUAACCGCCCUGCACCCGCAUCUCCACCAGCACCACCAACACCACCAACACCACCAGCACCACGGAGGCACCGGCGGCACCGGCUUCAACCUGCCCUUGAACCGUGGUUUGGAGCGCGCGCUGGAGGAGGCGGCCAACUCUGGGGGCUUGAACCUGAGCGCCAGGAAGCUGAAGGAGUUUCCCAGGACUACGGCCCCGGGACAUGACCUCUCGGACACGGUUCGGGCAGAUCUAUCUAAAAACAGACUGGUGGAAGUGCCAAUGGAGCUGUGCCAAUUUGUAUCACUGGAAAUUCUUAACCUGUAUCACAACUGUAUCAGAGUCAUUCCUGAGGCCAUUGUUAAUUUGCAGAUGUUGACCCACCUAAACUUGAGUCGAAAUCAGCUGUCUGCCCUGCCCGCCUGCCUGUGUGGUCUGCCUCUCAAAGUCUUAAUCGCAAGCAACAACAAGCUCGGAUCACUGCCUGAAGAGAUAGGUCAGCUCAAACAGUUAAUGGAGUUGGAUGUGAGUUGCAACGAGAUCACGGCCUUGCCCCAGCAGAUAGGCCAGCUGAAGUCUCUGCGGGAACUCAAUGUCCGAAGAAAUUACCUUAAGGUUUUACCACCAGAGCUAGUAGAUCUCCCCUUGGUAAAGUUUGACUUUUCCUGCAACAAGGUGCUGGUGAUCCCCGUCUGCUUCAGGGAGAUGAAGCAGCUGCAGGUGCUCCUGCUUGAGAACAACCCUCUGCAGUCCCCUCCGGCGCAGAUUUGCACGAAAGGAAAAGUACACAUAUUUAAGUAUUUGAGCAUACAAGCAUGCCAGAUUAAGACAAGUGACUCUCUUUACCUCCCCACCAUAGAGAGGCCCCAUUUACACCAACACGUGGAAGACAGUAAGAAGGACUCCGACUCAGGGGUUGGAAGUGACAAUGGAGAUAAGCGGUUAUCUGCCACCGAGCCCUCUGAUGAGGACACGGUUAGCCUCAAUGCGCCCAUGUCAAACAUCGUGGAAGAAGACCAGACCAUCAAGGAGGAUGCGUGCCAUCGGCUCACCCCAACUAAAGGAGAAUUUCAGCCGAAGCCUUCCAUUUUGGGGGACAGCGGCAUCUCAGGACAAGAAAGAGAGCAGCUUGCUGGCCGUGCAGAUGCUCGACACUCGGGACUUAUGAACUAUAUUAAGGACCAGGCAGAAGACUGUGAAGAGCUAUUGCGGAUAGAAGAGGAUGCUCACUGGCACAUGGAGGAACUACUAAAUUCAUCCAAAGACCGGGAGCUGGAUAUAGCGAUGAUUGAGCAGCUGAGAGAGGCAGAGCUGCUUCAGGAUCCCAACGGUCUAAGCGCAGAUAUCAUAGAGAGAAGUAUUUUGAACCUGUUCCCCAUGGACUCAGGAGAAGCCUCAGAAUUCCCUGAUCCUUCACUCAAUGGCCAGUUGCAGCUGGAGACGUCUCCAGACCGUGAGGUGCAAAAUGAUCUAAUGUUACAGAGUAAUGGAAGCCAGUAUUCUCCCAAUGAGAUACGAGAGAACUCCCCUUCAGUGUCUCCUACUGCAAACAUCACAGCUCCGUUUGGCCUGAAGCCUCGUUCAGGUUCCUGGUGCCCUGAGGAGGUACAGGGCAGCCUGCAGGCAGAGUCCUCCCCAAGACGACCCCAGUUGCUUUCCAGGCAUGACCCAGCCCUCAUUCUCCCUCCUAUCUCCUUCAACACACUUACACAGGCACAAACAUGGGACAACUCUAGCUACAGUGUUCCAUCUGAAGGAAACAGUGACAAUGUGUUUCUAAGACCGCAGAGAAACUUGGAAUCUAUAGACCCACAGUUUACGAUCCGGAGGAAGAUGGAGCAGAUGAGAGAGGAGAAGGAGCUGGUGGAGCAACUCCGAGAGAGCAUCGAGAUGAGGCUGAAGGUGACCCUUCAUGAAGACCUGGGGGCGGCACUCAUGGAUGGUGUCGUCCUCUGCCACCUGGCCAACCACGUCCGUCCGAGAUCUGUCGCCAGCAUCCAUGUCCCCUCACCGGCUGUUCCUAAACUCAGCAUGGCCAAGUGCAGGAGGAACGUGGAAAACUUCUUGGAAGCGUGCAGGAAACUUGGCGUUCCCGAGGAAAAGCUCUGCCUGCCUCAUCACAUCCUUGAAGAGAAAGGCCUGGUCAAAGUGGGCACGACUGUUCAGGCACUGUUGGAUGUCACCGUCACAAAAGCUCUAUUCACAUGAGACCAAGCCCUUUCCUCUGGGUGGGCUCAGCCUCUUCCCAGAGCAGGGACUCUGGACUCUGCUCCUGGCACCUGUACCUGCUCCCCAACUCACCUCCCUGCCAGGUCCCGGAGGAGGAACUGCACUGGCGUGGUUUCAGCCUAAGGGAGGACUCAGGACCUUUUAGAGUUGGCCUGCAGGUUUCAGGUUGGGCAGGUGUUACCUGACAGCGGGUCAGGGAGCUGGCGGAGAACUGAGUAGCAGCACAUCAUUGCCUUUCAAUCCCCUUCAUCCCUUCCACACUCACCAACCGCCAUUACCAAAUGCCAAGCACAACCAUUUCACAGUGAGUCGCGUGCGUCUGUUUUAUCAAAACCAAACUCCUUGCAGAACCAGUAGGGGGAGGGGGAUGCAAUCAGGUUUCUUUUUUUUGCCACCAAAAUUUUUCAAGAUGUUUCUUGAGACCAUUGCCUUUCUGAAAAACUAUUUUCAACAUACAAAAAUAUUUAUAUAAAUGUUAUUUAUUAGCGAGCCAUUAUUCAUCCUUUGGAUGCAAAUUGUAAAUUAGGAAACUAUUUUAUUACUGCUUUUUUGUGGUUAAACAAUUUAUUUUAAUAUUAUAAAUACUGAGUUAUUUUUUGAGCCUCUUUGGCAUGUAGGAGUUCCGGGUCUUGGUGUGCAUUCUGUAGUAUAUAUGAUUCAGGAAAGAAAAAUUAAGCAAGAAACACGUGCUUCUUCUGUGGCAGACAGAGAGAGCUGUUUUCUGAGAGGUGUUAUCCACCUUUUGGUUUGUGGAACAUCGUUCUUAUUUAUAUUUCUGCAUUCCAUCCAGUUUCCUACAUUCCAGCAGCCCUCUUGUCCCCCAAUAUAAUAAACUGACUGAAAUCAAGAGAGCACCCCAAAGUUAUUUGUAAAUAGUUAAUGUGGAAAAAAAAAGACAUAUUAAACUUGAAGAUAAAAUGUGAAGUUUUUUUUUUUCUGGAUUCAUGUUUCUUUCGCUAUGCACAAAACAUUCACAUUUUAACACAGAGAAGUGGGAAGUGUUCAGAUAUGUCUUGAAGUAUAAUUUUUGCACUGUACUUUAUGUCAUUGAGGAGCAUCUAGGACCAGAGGUAGAUGUUGAAGAAAGGGAUGAAAACAUGGAGCAGGUUGAAGUUGACCAUCAAGCUACAAGGGCCGUAAGAGCUCAAGUCAGGAAGCCAACAUGGACGUACAACUGCUGGUGUUCAAAGAACAAGAGAUGCCAAAAUGUAGACAUACUCGUUUUUAUUAUUAUCAAGCUGGUGAAUUUUUUUAAGAGUCUGGACUUGGAAGGGUCAUGGUGUCUGGUAGGAAACUUGGGAAGUGUGCAGCUCACAGGGCAGGGCCCCUGGUGGGCAGCUAUGUGCACAGCGAGGCAGACUGAGAGAGGGUUAAGUAAGUGGAGUGUGUUAGCAGCUAGUAGGGGGCAGGGGCAAGCACAUUAGGACUAGCAGGGAGCCAGGCCAAGAAAGGAGCACACCCCAUCCUGUCAGUGGGUGAGCUUCCUUCAAGGAAGGCUUCAUAGGACUAUGCAGGGGCAGUCACACCCACACACACUCACCCUGUAGGUGUGGGCAGAUAACCCAGUCAUUCAUCUGUCAAGUUUGGGAAUGCUGACUGCACUUUGACCCCUGUACAAAGCCAUUAGCAGUUUUCUAGAGCAUCAGUUGCCACGAUGGGGGGGACCAUCAAGAUGGAUACAAAAGACCACAGGAGGGAUGAGUGUGGUCCACACACACCGACAGACACUGCCUCAGGGCAUGGCAGAUGGGUUCUGAGUGUGGGACUUCAGAUUGGCAGCUAGUGAUACUUCCUAUCAUGUGUACUGUGCACUUUAACAUAAAUAUAUUUGAAUAUUUUUCUGUACUGCACAAAUGCCUGUUUUGUCAGAUGGCAUAGCAGUGUAAAGAUGAGAGGGUUUUUAACAGAGUAUAUUCAGCAGAAGCAGAAGUCAGAGGUUAUCUACACAAGGAUUUAGAGUGAUGGUCUAGAAUGUUGUACCUUCAGGGCUUUGCACCCCAGAGUCCUGAAGUAUAUUUUUACAUGUAUCUUUGACAACAUGAAGCUCAGUAACCAUUAUUUUUGGAUAUUUUUUCAAAAUUAAAGUAUUUCUUUUGAUAUUAAUUUCCAGUAUUUUCAUGAAAUUGGCUGUAUCAUACAAACGGCUUCAAUAUUUUGUAAAAUGUUUUUUUAUGCAGAUCUUAUAUGGAUAAGAUGUCUUCAAGAUCCCUGUACACUAUGUCUAUAUGUGCAAUGAAAUGUGCAUGGCUGGCUGGUAGUAUGAUAAGUAGACAGAAUGUAUAUAAUGCAAACCCUUUUAUUAUUUAACAGCCAUUAAAAUUUUAAACUUGUACCAAC